Messenger RNA from Blepharisma stoltei, 1703 nucleotides. Lineage: Eukaryota; Ciliophora; Heterotrichea; Heterotrichida; Blepharismidae. The record is from the annotation of a GenBank genome assembly.
AUGGGUUGCUGUAAUUCUCAGCCUGUGGAUCCACCAGUAAGCAAAGGUAAUCAAGGGAGACUUCGAGCUGACUCCUCAAACAUUAGUAAAGGAAAUUUCGUCAGAACUACUAAAGGUUUGGUUAGAGACCAUUUCGAAAUUUUGAAAACCAUUGGAAGUGGAGGAUUCGGAACGGUUUUCAAAGUAAUCGACAAGAGAACUGGUCUUGAACGCGCAAUUAAAGAAAUACCAAAGUCCAAACUAGGCCCUAGCUCUGAAAAGCAAAUGCUUUUGGAAGUAGAGCUCCUUAAAGAGAUGGUAAAAAAUAAUUAGGACCAUCCCAAUAUUUUGAAACUUUUCGAAGUAAUUGAGUCAGAUUUAUGCUACUAUAUUGUUUCAGAGCUCCUGACUGGUGGCGAACUCUUUGAUAAGGUGUUAAAAGACAUGAGAUUUAGUGAAAAAAUAGCUGCGAAGUAUAUUCAUGAUAUCGUUACAGCAAUUAACUACUGCCAUCAAAAGAAUAUUGUCCAUAGAGAUUUAAAGCCAGAAAACCUUCUACUUCUGAACACAACAACCCGGCUCCAUGUCAAAUGACAGUGGAUUUUUUUGACAGUGUCAUUUCAUCGAAAUGCAUUUGGUUGAAAAUAAACGUUUUUAUUCAGUCAAAUGUCUCACUGUCAAAAAGUUUCAAGCAAUUUUUGGCCAAAAAUACUUCGGUGAAAUGGACAUUAUCAAAAAGGCAAUGUCAUUGGACCUGCACCCCAAACAACCCAAAUGCCCCAUUAAAAGUUAUUGAUUUUGGAAUUUCCCAAAAACUAGCACCUGGAUCAAAGCUCACAACAGCUAUAGGGACCCUUUAUUAUAUGGCUCCUGAAGUUUUUUCAGGGACUUAUGAUGAAAAAUGUGACAUAUGAAGCUCAGGAGUCAUUUUAUACUUAAUGCUAUGUAAUUUUUAUUCAGCCGGACGACCACCAUUUAUAGGAAACACCGAAGUUGAAGUGUUAAAAAAAAUAAGAGCUGGGCAGCCUGAGAUGACAAAAGGAAUAUGGCCAAGUAUUUCUGAAGAUGCCAAAGAUUUGAUCCGGAAAAUGAUUUGUGUGGACUCAGCUUCAAGAUUUAGUGCUAGUGAUGUUUUGAAUCAUAGAUGGAUAAAGCAGCAUAUCAGUGGAGAAAUUGAAGACAAUCCAAUCAAUACUCAAGCAUUCGAACAGCUAAACAAGUUUAGAGUAAGUCUUAUAUAGUCUCAAUCCAAACUGGAAAAAUCAAUUCUUACUUUUAUUACUGCACAAGUAUCAACUCCUUCUGAAGAGUCAGAUUUAGUCAACCUUUUCAAGCAAUUAGACAAAAAUGGAGAUGGGAGAUUAAGCAUUAAAGAAAUUUCUGAUGGCUCUGCGAUCCUUGGGCUAGGCUCUCAGCUAGAUGUGAUGGAAAUUAUGAAGAACUGUGAUAGCGAUGGCAGCGGCUUUAUUGAUUAUACUGAAUUUUUGACUGCUGCAACAACUUGGAAUAAAGUCAUUCAGAAAGAAGAACUUCAGAGAGCUUUCAAAUUAUAUGAUGAAGGAGGAGAUGGGCAGCUCUCACUUAGUGAACUUAGAGAUUGUAUACCUGGAAUUGAAGAUUCAGAAUGGAGCAAGUUUCUUUCAGAAGCUGAUAAGGAUGGGAAUGGAGUCAUCAGUUUAGAAGAGUUUAAGCAAUAUCUUACCGAUAAGAUCUUGAAUGCUUAA